Molecule: messenger RNA, 810 nt
Organism: Aspergillus terreus NIH2624
Lineage: Eukaryota; Fungi; Ascomycota; Eurotiomycetes; Eurotiales; Aspergillaceae
Product: EI24 domain-containing protein
Exons: 3
Coding region: 1-810 (269 amino acids)
Cellular component (GO): prospore membrane; lipid droplet; ascospore wall
Source: RefSeq, a predicted model, not a curated record
AUGCCCAGGGUGUGGGAUUCCAGCAAAGCUGCGUGGUUGUAUCCGUUCAAGGGUAUAUACUACUUUGCGUCGCAUCGCUUUCUCUGGCCUUUAUUCAAGACCCGUCUCAUCCCCAUUGUCCUCCUUUCGGCCUUCAUCUACGUCAUCCUCUUUCUGUUCGCAUAUCUCCCGCAGGUCGCGUUUCUCGCCAUCUUCCAAGGCGCCGGCGCGUGGGUCAAUGGCGCCUUUCUGGUCCUGGGAGAGGGCGCCGCCAUUGUGGCUGCGCUAUUCGAGGCAUUCUUUGUCGAUGAGACGCUGGUCGAUAUCUUCGAUGCGGUCCUCGUGAACGAGGGUCAUGGUGAACUCGUCACGACCUCGCGGGUUUUGUAUCCUCAGGGUGACGAUGUGGUCAAACGGCUGGGCAAGCCUACCCACAGUGCGGUCUAUGCGCCGUUUUCCUUUCGACAGAUUGUGGAGUUCAUCCUGCUCCUCCCGCUAAACUUCAUCCCGGUAGCCGGGACACCCAUGUUCCUUGUGCUCACGGGGUACCGUGCGGGACCCUUUCAUCACUGGCGGUAUUUCCAAUUGUUGGAUCUAUCCAAGCAGCAGCGGAAGCAAAGCAUCCGCCGACGACAGCUGCAGUACACUACAUUUGGCACGGUGGCUCUCCUUUUGCAGUUGAUUCCACCCUUGUCCAUGUUCUUCCUCAUGUCGACGGCCGUGGGCUCCGCACUUUGGGCGGUGGAUAUUGAAACCAAGCGUGGCCUCGUGGAAUCCACGACAGACCGAAUUGGUGAAUUCCACGACGAUAAUGAUGAGACGAACAUUUAA